CGAUACGAUGGAUGGAAUUUGAGAGGCGUUUUGUUGUCAACAGUCUGCAUCACUCGAUGAGCUGCUCUUGAGUGCGCAAGAUUAUGAUACCUUCACCAACGACGGGCGUCCUAGCGAUAAUACUCUUAUUCGUGAGCGAUUUCGCAGCGUCUAGCCACUCCCAUGGUCAGCAGGGACGGACAAUCGACGUCUGGCCGCCCUCCACCAAUGAAUGGCAGCUGCAAUGCGAUAUCGGGAGCGACAGCCAAAGGUUCGACUGCCAUCCUGAACAGAAUGCAUCUCCGGAGACCUGCUCCAGGAGAGGAUGCUGCUGGAAGCCAGCGUCUCAUCCCGGUCCUCACGUUCCCUGGUGCUUCUAUCCCUCAUCAUACACGGGAUAUAAAGUGACGGGGAUACACAGGACGCCCGAGAGGAUCAACAUUGAGCUUCUACGACAGACGCCAUCCGACAUUGACGUUGACGUCCAGUCCGUGUCCGUCAGCGUCGUUUUCUACGGGCCGGACGUUGCCAGAGUUAUGAUUUUGGACCCUUCCCACGAACGUUACACUCCCCCAGUGCCCUUCAUACCGGCUAAGACUUAUAAUGGGACUACCAAGUACCGCGUGGACGUCAACACUUAUGGUGCCCUCAGCGUUCACAGACUCGGCGGAGAAGAGACGCCCGUGUUCCAGACGAACCUGUCUCGGCUGGUGUUCACCGAUCAAUUUCUACAGGUUCCUCUGCUUCUUCCCUCCAACCGCAUCUACGGUCUGGGCGAACACUACGCUUCCCUCAUGAGACCCAUCAACUGGACGAGCUACUACUUCUUCAAUCGUGAUCGCGAACCUAUUCCAAACGCGAACCUGUACGGUAGCCACCCCUUGUACAUCUGCCUUGAGGACGGAGGAACAGCUCAUGGCGUCUUCUUGCACAACAGUAAUGCUAUGGAGGUGCUGCUGCAGCCAACACCAGCGGCAACCUUCCGGGUACUGGGCGGAAUCCUGGACUUCUUCAUUUUCCUGGGCCCUUCACCUGCAGCUGUUGUGCGGCAAUACCAGAACAUCGUUGGCCGACCGGCCAUGCCUCCUUACUGGGGCCUCGGUUUCCAUUUGUGUCGAUUUGGAUAUGGAUCCUUGAAUCGCACGAAGGAAGUUCUUCGUAACAACGUAAAUGCGGGCGUACCGGUGGACGUGCAGUGGAAUGAUAUAGAUUAUAUGGACCACAGGAAUGAUUUCACCUACGACCCGGACAGGUUCGCUGGCCUUCCUCAGUUUGUGAACGAGCUACAUUCGGAAGGACGACAUUACGUCGUGAUAACCGACCCCGCUGUGAGCGGAUCGGAGCCGCCAGGCAGCUAUCCGCCAUUCGAUGAAGGAGUAGCUAUGGACAUUUUCGUCAAGAAUACAACAGGAGGAAUCGUCUACGCUAAGGUGUGGAAUGCAGUGAGCAGCGUGUUCCCGGACUUUUCGCAUCCCAAAGCAGGGGCCUAUUGGAUGAAACAGUUGAGAAGGUUCAGCUCCCAAGUAGACGUCGAUGGUAUAUGGUUGGACAUGAAUGAACCCUCCAAUUUCUACAAUGGUCAUAAGGACGGUUGCCCUCCUGACUCGAAGCUCGAGAGACCACCCUAUGUCCCCAGUAACGAACCAUUGUGCUCCAAGACUCUAUGCAUGUCGGACAGGCACUACGUCUCAGAGCAUUACAACGUUCACAAUAUCUACGGGUUUCUGGAGGUGUUGGCCACGUACAAGGCUCUGAAGAAAAUUCGGCAGAAGCGACCUUUCAUCAUAUCGAGGGCAACAUCUCCAGGUCAGGGUUCCUGGUCGGGUCACUGGACAGGGGACGUCGCUUCCACGUGGGAAGAUAUGCGGGCUUCCAUCCCAGCCAUUCUGAGUUUCGGCAUGUACGGAAUUCCACUGGUGGGUGCUGACAUCUGCGGGUUCAACGGCAACACUACCGUUGAACUGUGUGCCCGGUGGCAGGCACUAGGCGCCUACUAUCCUUUCUCGAGAAACCACAACACGGACGACGCCAUAGAUCAAGACCCAUACAGCUUGGGACCCAUAGUGCUGACAGCGGCGAUAGCAAAUCUCAAGCUACGAUACGUGGCGCUGCCCUAUCUGUACACCCUGUUUUACCGCAGCCAUGUCUUCGGAGACACCGUUGCAAGGGCUAUGUUCAUGGAGUUCCCCGAGGACAGCACCACAUACGCGAUGGACACACAAUUCAUGUGGGGUUCUGGGCUCCUGAUUGCCCCUGCACUUUACCCGAACCAAACAACAGUCCGCGCCUAUUUACCUGCCGGUGUGUGGUACCAACUAGGGGCAGGCCAGAUAGUUUGCCCAACGGGACAGUACGUGGACUUCCCCGCCACUCUAAACAGCCCGCCAGUGUGGAUCCCGCGUGGCGGCGUCAUCGUGCCUAUGCAGCAGGCCCUCCCAACGACGACGCAAAGUCGACUUACUCCUCUCUCUCUUAUGGUCCCCAUUGACGAGAGAGGCAACGCUAAGGGAGAGCUCUUCAUCGACGACGGCGACUCACUAAAUACUAUUGAAGAUGGACGGUAUCUACUCUACGAGUUCAACCUGGUGAAGGAUGUUAUAACAGUGACCUGCACACACCGAGGUUACCCCAGCUACCCCUCCUUGUUCCAGCUGCUUGUACUUGGCGUUCCGAAUGAACCUCACAACGUUACUGUUGCGGGCAAGAGUCGGAAAUUCAAGUACAAUACCAACGGCUUCCUGAGCAUAACAGUAGAGCCUCCCCAAGAAAUGAAUGAAGACUUCACAAUCACCUGGUCAUGAAACCUCGUUGGGUUACUUGGUUCCGCUUGCAAGCGCACAGAAGACGUUCUUGUUCACUGAAUAAACUGUAGAUUAGCAGUA
This is a messenger RNA of Ornithodoros turicata, 2861 nucleotides long. Its product is annotated as lysosomal alpha-glucosidase-like. Gene Ontology annotation, molecular function: carbohydrate binding; alpha-1,4-glucosidase activity. Gene Ontology annotation, biological process: carbohydrate metabolic process. The record is from RefSeq and is a predicted model, not a curated record. The coding region runs from base 84 to 2780 and encodes 898 amino acids. NCBI's taxonomy places the organism in Eukaryota, Metazoa, Arthropoda, Arachnida, Ixodida, Argasidae. The transcript is spliced from 19 exons.